Messenger RNA from Fusarium verticillioides 7600, 1872 nucleotides. RefSeq lists its product as hypothetical. Lineage: Eukaryota; Fungi; Ascomycota; Sordariomycetes; Hypocreales; Nectriaceae. The record is from RefSeq and is a predicted model, not a curated record. The coding region runs from base 1 to 1872 and encodes 623 amino acids. The transcript is spliced from 2 exons.
AUGGCUUUGUUGCCAAGCUCUUCUUUAUAUGAUAACCUCAAUAUUUACGGACGUCAAAUUCGUCUACUUGACAUUUGUUCUACAGAGCCAGACACAGAAUGCCGCCUGGAAGUGGUAGAUUUGGAUCAGUCACUGCAUUUCCAUGCGCUUUCUUAUGAAUGGGGUAACCCUGGAGUCACCGAGGCCAUUACUGUCAAUGGCCACUCCAUACAAGUCACGCGAAACCUAGCAAACGCCCUAAGAUACGCCCCCAUGCAUAUAGAGUCUACUGAAGGAAGACUGAGAAUUUGGGCAGAUGCGAUAUGCAUCAAUCAGAAGAGUGAAGAAGAAAAGAACCACCAAGUUCCUUUGAUGGGCGACAUAUAUUCUCUGGCCGAUGUCGUACUCUGCUGGCUAGGGUUGCCCUCUGAAACAGUUAUGCGAGGAAUGGAAGCCGUCCAGACCAUAGCCUAUAACCGCAGUAUUCAUGGGGCUGACCGCAAGGACCCUCUACUGGACGCCACACUUUGCCAGGUGGCAGAUUCUCUCAAUACAGAACUUGACAUGCUUGGCUCUGUCGUCGACGAAGCUACAAAUGAGUUGGAGGCUGUGAAUACAAGCGACGCGAGUAUUCUGUUUGAGAUACUAGCCCGAUCGUGGAAUGCAUGGCCGACAAAAUGCAUACAUGAUGCAAGCGAUGGCAUUGCUGGCGUACUGAGAACUCCGGGACGCAUAAGGUCUGAUCAUUUGUCAUGGUCUUCAAAAUUGAGGCUCUUGUCCCUGAAGAUCGAAACGUUCCACGAGUACCUUUGUGCAAUGUAUCUACGCAUAAUUGACGAAACAGAGGAAUAUCUGCCUCUUAUUACUGGAGAACUUGCCGCCCGUCUGACGCGAACUCUACGGGACAUCAUCACGAAGAUAGAUGAGUCAGAGGGUGCGGUUCCACGAUUUCAAGACCUUACAGAGAGGCUAGAGAAGGAAGUUCUAUCGGUUCGAAAUACCGCGAAUUUUCAAUGGUUACAAGAUCAUACAUUCCUCUAUCAGGAAAUUCCAGGUACCGUUUGGACUGAGACUGGCACAUAUUUCACGGUGAGGAUGUUGACUGAAUCAUACUGGUUGCGAGUAUGGACUUUCCAGGAGAUGGUUCUUGCCAGUCGACCUAUAUUUGCCUGUGGGGACCGCUCCAUGUCUUGGUCGUCUCUCCAUUCAGUUCUUUGCUGGGCCUAUAGGCUGCUCAACGCCGUUCCUGAACAGCGGCCACAUUUUGUGCUGCAAGAGCAAUGGAGCUUUCUAAAACGUCUCUAUAAGCAUUAUCUUGGUCAUCUGAGACAGUUGGCUUCAAGCAGAGCAAAGGUGAGGGGCCUAGAAAUAUUGGAUGAUACAAUGGGCAUCUCAGUAAGAGGAAACAUAAACAUGAAAGCCACUCACAACUGGGGGCACUCAAGUGCGCUCAGAGCUACAAACCCCAAAGACCAUUUUUAUGGCUUCCUUGGUAUCUGCCCUCUUGGCCUUGUGCCUGACUAUCGGCAAUCUAAGUCAAUUGGCCACGUAUGCGUCGACUUCCUGACAGAGUAUUUGAAAGCGCAUCGGCAAGGAUCUGGCCACGUCGAACUUGAAAGAGGAGAGCUAAUUCCUCUAACCGAUGCGGGUAUUGGGCAUGGAUGGUUUAUGUACCCUGAUACUCCAUCCUGGGCCCCCAACUAUCCAGGGAUGACCCAUUUGGAGGACUUUGACAAGGUUGGGCAUCCAAUCCGAACGUUCCCGCAAAACGGGCGAGACUUGGAUGAGAUAUUUGGUGGAAUGCAAAAAGCUGAAAUCAUAGGAAGCAAAUUACUGGUGCCCGUACUUCCAAAGAAGCGGUACAUGCCGUAUCGUGGACGAUGGAAUAUAUAA